Messenger RNA from Colletotrichum godetiae, 1066 nucleotides. RefSeq lists its product as uncharacterized. The record is from RefSeq and is a predicted model, not a curated record. Bases 94 to 903 code for a protein of 269 amino acids. NCBI's taxonomy places the organism in Eukaryota, Fungi, Ascomycota, Sordariomycetes, Glomerellales, Glomerellaceae. The transcript has a single exon.
CCAUCCUGAAGGGACUCAGCACUGCUGGCUGGCACAGGCAUCCCGACUUGAACAAAACUAGACCGAGGACCCCUCUGCUUUCUCCUCUUAGCCAUGAGAUACUACCUACAUGCAUCUAGAUCCCAGACCUCAGCGCCUCGGGACGCCUCUUCCAAAAUACAAACCUACACUCACCCACUUACACAAUCCAUUCACUAUCAUCACAAAACCAAACAGAGCUUAACGUCCAAUAUUUCAUCAGCAGGCAGAAAAAGGGCUGUAUUGUAUCGAUCUCACCCAAGCCAGCAAGGUUCGCAGCAGAGACAAAACCACCCCACGAUCAAAAAGGAAUCGUAUGGAGUCUCGCGCCCUCGCCACCUUCCCAGCUUCGACUACUAUCCACACACACCUUCCCUUUUCCCCAGUUACCAGGCCAGGCCGUCUACUCCUCAAGCCAGGUUCCCAGAAUCCUGCCUUCCAAAGCUACACAACUCAAAAAUCAAAAUAGAACUCCAAAUUUCACUCAUCCCAAUCCCCCAUAUCGACACAUUUGCGCGUCAACAUAACAAGAUGACGCCAAAAAGAAGACACCGUGAUAUCCCCCCUUCCCUCCAUCUACCACUGGCUACAUCCGAGAUACGAAAAAGCCAAGAGGUAAGACAGCAAAAAGGGGAUAGACCGCAAAAUGUCGACUACAUACAAGAAGUGAGAAAGAAACAAAGAGCUUCCUCAACUCGAAGACGCGAAAUCAUCAGGGAAGAAAAAGUCGAGCCAGAAAUUCCAGUCGCAAAGGAAUCACCUGACACCCAUCUCCCUCAUAUCCCUCCCCAUUUCUUUUGUUCUGUUUCCACACCAUUGAUCGUCUUUUCCGAGUCCAUAAUCCCUCGCUCAAGUCCCUCCCGUAGACUACUAACGCCUAGAUAAUCCUCUGCUCUUUACCUCUGUGAUGAACGUUGUUGGCAUUGAGACAGGGAGAUCAGGUGGCGCGCCCGCCUACUCGAGACCUAUCGUGAAGAUCAAAACAAAGUCGUACUGCGCGGUCGAUGCUGAUUUCGUAAAAGAAAAAGAAGGUCAUUUCAUGUCGUUA